Bursaphelenchus xylophilus (pine wood nematode) is the source of this 5518-nucleotide messenger RNA. The record is from the annotation of a GenBank genome assembly. NCBI's taxonomy places the organism in Eukaryota, Metazoa, Nematoda, Chromadorea, Rhabditida, Aphelenchoididae.
AUGAAAACAUACAAUGAACCAAAAUCCAAGGUUGAACUUGUCUUAGCUGCCAGGUAUGUGUUGAAAAAGAUAAUAAUUUUUUAUAGUAUAUUUUAAGUAAUAAAAUUGUUGUUUUAGAAACUUGGCAGACCGAGAUGUGUUGUCCAAGAGCGAUCCUAUGUGUGUGGUUUAUCGGGUUGAUAACAAUGUAGCUCGGGAAGUGGCUCGAACCGAAAUUAUUUGGGAUAAUUUGAGUCCAAAUUGGGCAACAAAAAUAAAAUUAGACUAUUUUUUCGAGAGACGGCAGACAUUGCUCUUCAAAAUGUAUGUGAUAUCGAACAUCAUAUUUAUUUUUAGAUAUGAUAUUGACUCACCCAACGCGACCCUUAGCGAACAUGACUUCUUAGGGAGCUGUUCUACAGAUCUGGCCGAUAUCUUGGCUGCACCCAAUGGAUACUUGACUUUGAGUUUAGGGUAAGGACAUAUUCCAUGUUUAAUCUGUUGUUUAGAGGAUGGAAUAGAGCUAAAGGGCAUCUAAUUGUGUUCGCUGAAGAGGUUACUCAAGUCCAGAAUGACAUUUUCCUCUUCAAAAUCCAAGGGAUUGAUCUUCACAAAAAGUUUCAUUUUAUAAAGCCGGAUACUUAUUUGGAAUUCUACAGACAUCUGCCUGACGGAAGGUACGUUUUUUCGUUGAUUCUAUUAGUUUUAGUCGACAAUUGGUCGUCCGGACUGGUGAUGUCAAGAUGUCCUGCUUCCCAAAUUAUCCCAAAGUUGAAUUAAAAAUAAGGCAAUUGUGUGGAAACGAGCCGACAAAGUAAGAUUGCUAUGAUUAUAGCAAGGGAAGCACCCCAAGUGCUCAGAUUUUCUUUAAAUUUUGCACACACUUCAUGAAAUUAGGCCACAUAUCAAUCUUUGAAAGUUUUACUUCGCGCUUUGCAGGCGCAGCCGAUAUAUUGAACGAUCUUCCGAGAGAAUACGCAAAACGCGGAGAGCGGUUCGAGAGAAAAACACUUUUUGGCAAUACUUAUUCGCCAGUUUCGUGCGGAAAGAUUGAUUUUUUGUGCAACGUUACCAAAAAUAGACAAUAAAACUUUUCACCCCAAAUUUCGUAGAAAAGUUUCCCAUCUUUUCCAAUUUGCGGCCUAAAAGUCUCGAUCGGUUCUGCAAAAAGCGAUCUUGUGUGAACUAUCCGUGAGCUUUCAACACGGGAUCCCCAAAUUGUGAAAGAGCGUACAAAUUUUAAUAGUUGGGAUCCGUUUUCUGUUUCUGCCGAAUGGUCUUGGGAAGAGAGAAAUAUCGACAGAAAGAUCCGACUAAAAAAUCGAAAAAGGGAAAAGGCGAACCGAAAGGGUCAGAAAAGAAUUACCGAAUAGUCUAGCGGAAAAAGUUCUACGUACAAAUGUUUUGGGGGGAGGGAAGUCUUGGAGGUUCGAGUCCAUCCAACGGGUAUACCGUCGCGUCGGCUUGAAUCUACGUGUCGUUGUUACUGUAUUCUACAGUUAUGUAAAAAUUCUUUCUUCAUUUACUUGAGUGUUUUAAAGAUUUUGUUGCAAAAUUUCAAAAAGUUUUCGAUGACGUCAGAUGUCGAUGUACUGGCAUUUUCAAGAUAUUUCUGCUCUUUUUUUUUCUGCGGAAAAGAAUGAUGCCAAACUUUCACCUUUUCUCAAAAUUUUGCAAGAAAGGUUGAAGAGAAAAUUUUUGGAUCCCUGCAUCAGCGUAUAUCAACGCGUGCAUAUUAACGAAGCAGUCGAUUUCAGGUUUUUUGGUUUAAAAUGACCGAAGACAUGUGUUUAACAUAUGCACAAAAUAUUUUUCCCAAAUUCUGCCCUGAAGGUAUAAGAGUUUUCUAAGUUGAUUUUUGAAAAUUGCCCCUGAAUUUUUAAAUACAACUAUACGGCUUGUCCUGGUAUGUUAUUUUUUGUUGCUAGCCUAUGAGUAGGCUAUAUAACAAAUUUUGUCCGAAUUGGUACUUUCCACUAGACUAGUAUUUAAAAGACGCUUUUCUGGGCCUUUCGGUUCACCUUUUCUAUCUUAAAAUCCAGCAGAAAUAGAAAACGGAUUCCUACUAAAUUUUGUACGCUCUUCGGAAUUUGGGAGUCUUAUGUUGAAAGCUCACGGACAGUUCACACCGUUCCCUUGUUAGAAAAAAGUUACCUAAAUUUGUGCAAGUCUCAUCAAAAUCAGAGGGUGACAUUUGGAGUAUUUCUCCGGCAAACUGAUCAUAACACUCUUCAGCGAAUUCACAGUUCAAUGUCACAGAGUCGAGAAACAUGGAAAGUAAGUAGUAUAUUUGAAGAGUUAUUUCACGUCAAUUCAGUGUCCUGAUUGGAGAAGUUACAACUACCUUUGACAAAAUAAAAGCUGCUGGAAGUUCUCCGUUUCCUAUUAUUAAUCCCAGAAAGGUCAGACACCCUAAUUACAAAGAUUCUGGAGCCCUCAGAUUCCUGGAAUCUGUGCAUGAGAGAUCACAUUCGUUCCUGGAAUAUAUCAAAGGAGGGUAUGCUGCAUUCAAAUUGUGUCCUUAGUAUAAUAUCUUAUUUAGUUUGCAAUUAGAGUUUGCUGUUUGCAUUGACUUUACUGCUUCGAAUGGUCCAGUCCAUUCCCAAACUUCUCUUCAUUACAUCGAUCCCAACAAUCAAAACCAGUAUGAGAUGGCGAUUGCUGCAGUUCUUGAGAUUUGUCAACAUUAUAAUCACAGCAAACAGUUUGAAGUAAUGGGUUUUGGAGCUAAAAUUCCUCCGGGAAAUCAAGUUAGUCAUCUUUUCCCUCUGGUAAGUUUUUCUACCAUCUACAGGGUGGUCCAGCUAAGUUCGCGGAUGUAAAAUGCUUAUAACUUUUUAUAGGAUUGUUCAAUUUUUAUGAGCAAUAGCUCAUUUUAUUCCUUAGUAGUUGCCAUUUUGUUUAAAAAAAAGAUCAUUAAAAACGAUGAAUCCUACGUCGAGUUAUGACCCUUCAAAGUCAAACAUGCUUUUUCACGUAAAUUUUUUAAAAAAAUUAAUUUUCAAAAAUUUUUGAAUUGCGGUGUCAUCGCUCGCUGUUACCGGGAAAUGAUGGUGAACAGAGAGAUCCCAGCUAUGCAAAAUUGGCCCAAUUUUGCCAGUCUUGUUUUUCAACAAGACGGCGCGCUACCUCAUUUUGCUAUAGCGGUCCGUCAACUCCUUGACCAGGUUUUUCCAGGUCGUUGGAUGGGCCGGGGAUCUGCGCGGCAACCAGCUCCAAUUGCUUGGCCCCUGCGUUCACCUGAUCUAACUCCGCUAGAUUUCUCCAUUUGGGGGUUCUUAAAACAACGGAUUUUCAUCAGGGAUUGGCGCCCAAAGACGUGGAAUUGAAGCGCGUAAUCGAAGAAGAGGUGGAACGAGUUCGCCAGGAUUAACAAAUGGGGCGCCAAAUUAUGGAAGAAUACCAAAGACUGGCAAAAUUGGGCCAAUUUUGCAUUGCUGGGAUCGCUCUGUUCACCAUCAUUUCCCGGUAACAGCGAGCGGUGACACCCCAAUUCAAAAAUUUUUGAAAAUUAAAUUUUUUUUAAAAUUUACGUGAAAAAGCAUGUUUGACUUUGAAGGGUCAUAACUCGACGUAGGAUUCAUCGUUUUUAAUGAUCUUUUUUUUAAACAAAAUGGCAACUACUAAGGAAUAAAAUGAGCUAUUGCUCAUAAAAAUUGAACAAUCCUAUAAAAAGUUAUAAGCAUUUUACAUCCGCGAACUUAGCUGGACCACCCUGUACAUUGGCGGACCUGAUCCAGUCGCCAAAAAUCUGCAUUUUUGUUUCCGGAAGGGGAUAAAAAUCCCACAAAGUACCACCCUUCUAUGACCAAAAGCAAAUUUUUGAGGAGACCGUCCUUUUUUAGACAAAAGAGUGCACGCAAAAUGCAUCCCAAUACAGGGUGCGGCAAUUUUUCGGCCGGAUUUGAAUUGCCUAUAACUUUUUUAGUUUUUAUCCGAAUGUUAAAAUUCUUUUUUUCCCUGAAUCCUCAGACAACCCCAUUUUGUUUAAUACCAAAUAUGUUAUAUAUACAGGGACCUAGUUCAUAGUUAUUGGCGUUUCGGUCGUUUUCUCUGCUUUUUCGGCGUGUGUGAAAAUCGCCAGAAAAAAUAACUUUUUUUCACGAAUUUUGUCGUAAAAAGUUUCAUGCCUGUUCAGGUCAUCGAGAAUACCGUUUCCACAAAAAAUCAGCUAUCUCCGCACAAAACUAGCGAGGAUAUAGCCAAAAAGUUUUUCUGUGCGACCACUCAUGUGCCCUCCUGACCGCAAAGAAUCGUUGAAUAUCUUGGUCGCCCCUGAAAGGUGCGAGCUGAAACUUUCAGGAAUUGAUGUGUGGACUAUGUCCGGCCCCUGUGCAAAAUUUAAAGAAAAUCUGAGAGUCGCAGUAGGGGUAAUUCCAUUGUCAUCUAUUAAAAUUAGAGCUUUUUCUUUGCCUUAGAUUUUUACUAUAGUCUAAUGAACGGGGAUAACAUAUUUGGUAUUAAACAAAAAGGGGUUGUCUAUGGAUUCAGAGAAAAAAAGAAUUUUAACAUUUGCCCAAAAACUAAAAAAGUUAUGGCCAAUUAAAAUCCGGCCGAAAAAUUGCCGCGCCCUGUAUUUCCAAAUCAAAAGCGCGCGCGCUUUUUGCGCUGUUUUCCCGUUUCUUUUGGUCAAUGAAGGGAGGUAUUUUGCGGGAUUCUUAUUCCCUCCUGGAAGCAAAAUUGUGCAUUUUUGGUGACUGGAUCAGGGCCGCCACGGUACAUUCUUCAUCGUUUUCUUCUUCCUUUCUGUUGUUUCUUACAGCAGUCUAACAUUGGUUACAGAGUCAAUUACAGGAUGUUGAGAGCCGUCAACGAGUGAUUGAUGGUGUAGAUAGUGUGCUCGGGUUGUAUCGAAAGACCUUGCUUUACAUCCAAUUCUAUGGCCCCACCAAUUUUUCGCCUUCUAUCCAAGAAUUUGCAUAUAAGGCUAGUCUCUUGGCCAAGGAAAAGAAUCGUUACCAAAUCCUGUUGAUUAUCACCGACGGAGAAAUCACAGAUAUGGCCAAGACGAUCAACUCUAUUGUAGAUGUACGUUUGACUAAAUGGAUAUUUUUUGUAUUUUGUGUUAAUGUUUAUUAUUAAUGUUUCAGGCAUCGGAUAAACCGCUGUCAAUAAUCAUCGUGGGUGUUGGGGGGUCAAGCUUUGAUAAAAUGGACGAUCUAGAUUCCGAUCAGGCAUUGUUGACGACAGCCAAUGGAAAGCAAGCCUUACGGGAUAUUGUCCAAGUAAGUCUAAUAUCCACCAUUUUGUGAUCUUGUAGUUUGUUCCUUUCCGUGAUUUCUUCCCACCCAGUGGAAUGCCCAGAUCAGUGUUGGAGGCUGAUCAGAUCAAACGCCGUCUCGCCGAAGCUGUUCUUGAAGAGGUUCCAGACCAAGUGACCUCUUACAUGAGGAUGAUGGGAAUAUCUCCGGGUCCUCCUAUCCUACAACUGCCUCCGGGCGAGGAUAUUUUGUCUUUUAUACCUCCUCCAGAUGCCUCUUUUAUCCAACCUCCUACUAAUCCCAGCUAUGGAUUUCAGCCACAACUUGUCAGUCAUUAA